CCAUUUGAUGACACGGCUGAAACUGAAAUAGGUGUUGAAAAGAUUCCACACUUGCUCAAAAUCAGGGGCACCGCUGCGGUCAUCAAACCCAAGAAGAAUGCGUCUGUGUCUUUUAUUUGAACCCACAUUCACAUUCGGCACCUGCUACGGUAGAGAAGAGGGAGGGGAGAAAAAGGGAAAAAGAGAAGGGCUUUUAACGAGAAUGUGAUUCUGGAUGGGCUGAGGGACGAAGGAAAUUAUUAGGUUUUAUGGAAUACUAGGGUAGAGUUAAUCAUGAUGGUUUAAGGCGUUAGUUAAGCAAUAAAGGUUACAAUUUAUCAUAGGAAUAGCUUAAGAAAUUUGCCCCUCAAAAAAUUGAUAUAAUUUAUGUCCAUUUGCUAAAAGCAUAAGGGCAAUUUAAGUAUUUAACCCUUAAACUCUUUCAAAAAAAAAAAAAAAGUAUGUAACCCUUCGCCGAAAAUCUACUCGAAUAGGCACUGUUCACUCUCUUCUCCCUCUCGACGCACAGCGGCAACGGCGGCAAGUUUCCUCCUCCGAUCCCCCUCUCUCUCACCGUUUUUCUCCCAUUUUUCUCUCCUUUCCCUUCUCUCUUCCUCUAAUUGUAACAUUCCAAAAUCAUUAACACACCAUUUGCGGACACUCUUCAUCAUCUUCCCCAACGAGAACGAGUGAUCCAGCGGCGGUGCCAAUCCCGUUUUUCUCCAUAUUUUUUUUGUGGUUUCUCACCGUUGUUGGAUUUCUUCUCAUUCUCCGUCAUUAGUAGUGUCGUGUUUCAACGAUUUCGGACUUCCCCAACCACGCACCGACCCUCUGUUCUCAGUAUUCCGCACCGGCUGAGCAGAAUCGCAUGGCAGCCAUCACUUGAGGUAUCCUUCUUCUCAGUUCCGGCGAAACCCACACCCAAAGAAUCGUUUCUUCUCACCGAGCCCCUGGUUGCAAUCAACGAGGAUCAUCUCUUUUCCAGCUAUCGGUCACAGAUCACAGCAGAUCGAAGUUUGCCCUGUUUCGUUCAUUGAACUUAGGUCAACAUUUAAUACAGGCAUGCAGGAUUUCCUUUUGAUGCUCAGAAUGCAUGGAAUUACACCUUCAUCACCAUUAUCAAGUUUUGGAUAUAGUUGGGUUAAGCUUGUAACUCAAUUUAUUGAUGCUUUGAAUUGCAACCAUAAGGUCAUUUGUUCAGUCCCAGCUAAGUAUAGGGAAGUCUAUGGACACAUAACCUUCGGAAGAAGAUUUCCAUGUAGCUGAACCCGUGGUUCUUUUUGGGAUGAGUGCUCUCUAAGAUUGAGAAUAUGGUAAUUGCAACCUGCAGGGGAAACUUGGUAAACAACACCAUGCGUGUCACAUGUAUAAUGUUUCAUAAAAUAGUUGCAAAAUCAAUAUCUGAUCAUCGGAAUCCAUACAAUAUGGGUGUACUAUCUAAUAAUGAUAUAAAGGACAGAGAUAUGGUUGCACUUACCAAAAGAAUAUUGGAGCACUCACAGAAAGGGGAAAUAGAUUAUGCAAGGAGAAUCUAUGAUCAGAUGAAUCAUCGAGAUUGUGUUUCUUGCAAUGUGAUGAUCAGGGGUUACAUCAAGAACCAUAGGACCAGAGAUGCAAGGGAGAUAUUUGACAGAAUGCAUCACAGGAACACUGUUUCUUGGAAUUCCAUGAUAAUGGCUUACACCCACGAAAGAAAGAUGCAUAUUGCAUUGAAGUUCUUCCUAAUCAUGCCUGACAAAGAUGUCAUUAGCUGGACCACUAUAAUUUCUGGGCUUUGUCAUGAUUCACAAAUUGAAGAUGCAUGGCAAUUAUUCAAGCAAAUGCCAGAGCCCAACUCCAUUUCUUGGUCUUCGGUUAUAUCAGGUUUCCAGCAAAAUGGAUUGGCUGCCGAAACUUUGAUUCUCUUCAAGGAAAUGCUAUCUGCAGGAAUUCAUCCAACUCCCCAUUCCUUUACUAGUGCUUUGACUGCUACAGCAGAUUUAGCUGCACUAUCCAUUGGUCAACAACUUUACUCUCAACUGAUUAAGAGAGGAUUUGAGAUUAAUAUCCAUGUUGGAAAUUCAGCCAUCUCUAUGUUUAUAAAGUCUGGUAGUUUCUAUGAUGCUAGGCACGUUUUUGUGGUUAUUCCCAGACCUGACACCAUUACCUGGAAUUCUAUGCUUAGUGGUUAUGCACAACAUGGAUAUGGUUUGGAGGCAAUCAUGACUUUCCAUCAGAUGCAAAAGGCUCAUAUUUUUCCAGAUGGUGAUAGCAAAAGGGUGAUCCUGGAAUUGCCUGACCCACUUUUGAAUGGGAAUUUCCCAGAAGAGGAGAUGCAGAUAAUGGCUUACUUGGCAAAGGAGUGCCUACUUCACUUCUCUUUAAGCCUUUUCUAGAGCUUAUCAACUCCUAGCAUGAAAAGUGUGAUAAACAAGGAGAGGUACGAAGAGCCUGAUUGUUCCAUUGAUGCAGAAAACUAGAGAAGAGGCUCCGCCAGGUUUUCGUUGCCACUAUCUAUAGAUUGUAAUUUUUGUGUUGAAGACAAUAAGAAAGAAGCAGGCAUAGUAACGUUGGCCAAGUGUAGAGAAAAAUUGAUCUUGUUAACUUGGAAAGGUAGGAAUUUCCGUUCUCCAGAAGAUGAGAUAGUGGACUAGGGAAGAAUGUCUGAGAAAUGGGUUUUUCCUACCCCACCAUCUUUUAAAAUCCAAAGCCGACCAACAUUACUGUGUCGAGUCCAGCUUCAGUCCAGGCUGCUUCAGUCAAGGCACCGUUCGCGCGAUUGGAGGAUGCGCCACGUGUCCUCUAACCGUGUAAACGUUUGAAGCAUGCGAGGAGGUUGUUUGAAACGUUUGACGCCGUUAGCUUUCAAAACCCAUUUUUUCGAGUCCCUCUCUCUCUCUAGUGUCGUAGGUUCUCUUCUCCCUCUCUCUCUCUCUCUCUCCCAUCCAUCCGACAACGACUUAACAACUAUUACCGCCGGCGACAAACAACCAUCACCGGCGGCGGGAUGGAUCGAAAGAGGGUGAGAGAACCCAAACCAGUUGGGUCGGUAUUGAGUGCCGCCCCGACCUCCUACACCCCUGGUAGCAGCGACUCAUCUGCUCUCUCCAUGAUUCCCGCCAGGUUCACCAGUACCAAAGUUAACGUUUCCGAAUUCAUCUUUCUCGUCUUCUCCAUGACUUCCAUCUCAAGCUCAAGCACUCUGUUUCUGUCUCCGUCUCUGCAUGGCUUUGCUCUUGCGGCAGAACUAAUAUCAGCCCUGUCAGACAGAGAGAGAGAGAGAGAGAGAGAGAGAUGGGAGACUAAGGAUCUGUGUUCUUGGCUGUUUGGCUUAGGACCUUGGGUAUGGUGACGGUUGACUCAGCUUCAAGAAGAUGAAUAUGUGUGGACUUUGAACUUCGUAGCCAAGACUAAUAAGACCAUCAGUGACGAUCUUUCUGCAAUCAUCCUUAAGCUUGCAGCUAUUGUUCUUCUUUAUGAUCUUCGCAGUGUCCGCUAAGAGGUUUCUCUCGGCAACGCUCGCACAAGGAACCAAGCUUUGUUCAAGAAAAGGGGAAAUUUUCGUUUCAAAAUAAGUCAUGCUAAAGUUCUUCCCUUCACUAACUGAAUAUAUUAAAUUAAAAGAGAUUCUAGAAAAUCAGUAUACCUUGAGAAAUUUGCAGGCAUCGCCACAGGAAGCUGUCGGCAUCGGUUCACCAAGGACGGGCUUCUCAGUCGAUGAAAACCUCAGAACACUGAAGGGAUGAGAGAUCCAUCGUAUGGACGCCUAAAUCUUGCGGAAUAAGGUGGGCGAAUUUCAAAAAUUU
Nelumbo nucifera (sacred lotus) is the source of this 3764-nucleotide messenger RNA. RefSeq names its product pentatricopeptide repeat-containing protein At2g13600-like. Gene Ontology annotation, molecular function: RNA binding; protein binding. Gene Ontology annotation, biological process: RNA modification. NCBI's taxonomy places the organism in Eukaryota, Viridiplantae, Streptophyta, Magnoliopsida, Proteales, Nelumbonaceae. The record is from RefSeq and is a predicted model, not a curated record.